AUGAUCGCUACACCUGCACCAAUCUUCUAUAAAUCAGUUCACACAUGUAAAGAACAUCACAUAGCUGAAAACAUUGCUAAUAGGAUUAACAAUAUGAUACAAGAAACUGGAAUUAACAAAUAUGUUGGUAUUAUUACAGAUAACACAAAAAACAUGAAGGCAGCUUGGAAUAUUUUAAAAGUUAAAUAUCUAGAUAAAUUAAACCUUAAAAAAUUAUGGGAUUUUUUAGAACCUUUUAUUAAUUUUAUACACUGUUUAGAAAGUGAUGAGCCAUAUCUUUCUUCAGCAUAUAAAAAUUUACAGGAAUUAAAAAAUACUAUCAUAAAUAAUUUGCAAGUUCCAGAAGAAUUGCAAAAUGAAACUUUGCAAGCUGCUAGAUCUAGAUGGGUUAAUAUUUUAUACAAUUCUGCAGUUAUUAUUGCAUAUACACUUGAUCCAAGAUAUCAGAGUGAAGAUCUUGAUUUUGAAAUAUGGGGAGAUAUUAUUAAUAAGGAA
Messenger RNA from Scutellospora calospora, 495 nucleotides. The record is from the annotation of a GenBank genome assembly. NCBI's taxonomy places the organism in Eukaryota, Fungi, Glomeromycota, Glomeromycetes, Diversisporales, Gigasporaceae.